AUGACAGGAACGGGUGUGUUUUCGCUAGCUGUUCUGAACUCGCCAGGCAUCAUGCGGUCACCAGCGAAGCAGCCGCAAGGCACGCAGUCACCCAGCACACAGUCACCUCCAGAAAAGAAGCAGAAAACGCUGCCUCCCUCAGAGUCUCUUCCAAGACACGAGAUCUUAGGAGGGUAUAUCUUCGUAUGCAACAACGACACAAUGCAGGAAGACCUGAAACGUCAACUAUUCGGCCUACCACAACGAUACCGCGACUCGGUUCGCUCCAUCCAACCCGGGUUACCGUUAUUCCUGUACAACUACACGACGCAUCAACUACACGGGGUUUUCGAAGCCGCGAGCUUCGGAGGCUCGAACAUCGAUCCGACCGCGUGGGAGGACAAGAAGGUGAAGGGCGAGUCGCGGUUCCCGGCGCAGGUGCGGAUCCGGAUCCGCAAGGCGUGCAGAGCGCUGGAGGAGGACGAGUUUCGACCCGUGCUGCAUCACUACGACGGCCCGAAAUUCCGGCUCAUGCUGUCCGUUCCCGAGACUCUGGCCUUACUCGAUCUGUUCGAAGGCAAUAACUUCCCGUUCCGAUACCCGAGCAACAGCAACAACUCUUGGUGCAUGAAGACGCCGUCCCUACCGCCGCAGCAACUUUUCAAGCCCAAGAGGAUAAUGGCAGGAUAA
Molecule: messenger RNA, 669 nt
Organism: Closterium sp. Yama58-4
Lineage: Eukaryota; Viridiplantae; Streptophyta; Zygnematophyceae; Desmidiales; Closteriaceae
Source: the annotation of a GenBank genome assembly